GCAGAAGACCUUUCGCAUUGAGCCAGAGGAGGUUGAAGAAGAGGUGAAGUACAAAGUGAUUGUCGCGUUUGGCAAAUCUAUGAAGAUCCCCAUCAAGCCAGGUGACAAGAUGGAAGGUGGUGUGAGCCGCAGGAACAGCCAGGUCGAUGAUGCAGCAGAGCGAUUUAUUCGGGUUGCAAGACGGCACAGUGUGCAAGGAGGUGAGAUGUCACCGGCGAGCCCCGAGUCGCUGAGCAGGUUAGAUCACUCGCCUUGUGACGGGGACACACCAGCAAACUCCGGCAGGCACGGUGAUGCUCUGCGGCCGAGCAAACUACGGGUGAGUGCGUUUCUGGAUGUGACGACGAGCUCCGGCUUUGCAAGCCCGCGGAGCCCGAGCGGACCGAGCAGUCCGGUGAGCCCUUUGAGGCGAAGAUCUCUGAGACCCAAAUCCAAGGAAAGCGCUCUCCAACCUUCCGAGAUCUCCUUUCACCUGCCGCCAGAGCCGCCAGAGGAUCCGGACGCGGCGGAAGCAGGGCCGCUGCCUCCAGGAGAGGCUGCAACCGAGCAGUCACCCGCGCUGGAAGCGGCGAGUCCAGCUUCUGAGCCGGGUCUGAGUGGGGCUGUGCCGGGCGUGGUGCCCUCCGACGAGCCGAAGAUCGACGAAUUGAGUCCCCACAGCGAAGCCGGCUCCCGACUCUCGAGCCGACGACUAAGCAGUCGGCAUCGCCGCGACGUAGGGCCGCCGGGGCAAGAGGUUGGCCCGAUAUUGUACAGCCCAGGAUGUCCUCCACCAGCGAGCCCUCAUGCGGGCGGCUCUUGCAUCCAGCUUGAGCUUUCCGCGGAUGUCGGUGCGCAGGUCAUGGAAAGGCGACUGAGCUGUUUGCAGGCAGUGGGGCUCUCAUUCAGCCGGCAAGUGUCUCCGGCGGUGGUGGACGCAAAGCACCAGGCUGCAGAAAAAAUGGCUGGUACGUUGAGCCGGCAAGUGUCUGGAACGACUGUGGACGUCAAGCAGCAGCCCUCAGACAAAAUUACUUGCUUCAGCCGACAGGUGACCCCUGUGACUGCAGACGCAAAGCUGUCACACAUUAUUCUCCCCGAAAUUGCCGGGCAGUUACCAUCAGAUCAGUCUCCUGAGAACGAAGCCUCACCUGAUCUGCGGGAUCUGCGGCCACGACCACAACAAAGGGUGCUGAUCGGCCACGGCGGCCACGGCCCAUCGAGCUUUCAGGACUGGGUCGAGCAGCACAGAGCUGUCGAGCAUGCUCAGCCGGUUUGUAGUCCAAAACGGCUCUGGGUGGAGAGGUGGGCUUCGGAGGCUCCACGGCCUGCUUCCAUGCACGGUGUGCGGAAGCAUCUCUCCAAAGGAAAGCAAACCCCGGAGCCCGCACCUGAGUGUGGCCAAAGGAGACAAGACAGCCGAAAGUUAAUCGCUGAUCAGAACUGCAAACCCAAAGUGCCAAGCAGAGUGACUGUUCACUUCAGGACUGCAGCUCCGCCACAACGACGCACAAUCGGCGCUGUCGCCAAAGUCAUUCCGGGCUCGGCAGCAAUGAAACCGCCCGGCGCCUCGGCGACCCCUCAGGGCCCCCUGUUGGAACCCGGUACACUCCGACUGCAGCCUGCAUCAGAUGACGGAGCAUCUCCGACAAGCCCAAGUGAUAUGGUCAUGCCAGCUGCUCGGCCAGCCUCCGCCGCUUGCUCGAAGGCGCGCGUGGCUUCUCCACCCCGAUUUCAAGACAGGACGGAGCACAAGGCAACGCUUCUGCAGCUGCUGGGCCGUGGCCAGCAGUGCGAGCCAUGUUCUGGAAUGCCGGAGGGGAUGUCUGCUCUCCACACUGCUCGCGAAAGGCGUGGAGGGACUCCGAGCACUUUUCGUUGGGAGGCUUCGGCUCCGGUUGCAGCGCCACGGGGAUGCAGCCAUCUACGGAGUGGAGGCUGGGCACGAAUGGCGAGUGAGUAA
This is a messenger RNA of Symbiodinium necroappetens, 1942 nucleotides long. Lineage: Eukaryota; Dinophyceae; Suessiales; Symbiodiniaceae. The record is from the annotation of a GenBank genome assembly.